Messenger RNA from Osmerus eperlanus (European smelt), 759 nucleotides. Its product is annotated as troponin I, fast skeletal muscle-like. The transcript is spliced from 7 exons. The record is from RefSeq and is a predicted model, not a curated record. Gene Ontology annotation, biological process: cardiac muscle contraction; skeletal muscle contraction. Gene Ontology annotation, cellular component: troponin complex. NCBI's taxonomy places the organism in Eukaryota, Metazoa, Chordata, Actinopteri, Osmeriformes, Osmeridae. Bases 174 to 689 code for a protein of 171 amino acids.
AAUCCACUUCCAUAAACAGGACCUGCUUGACGUGCUGAGGCAGCUCUCCACACCAUAUAUACCCUAAUUCAUUUUUCACUGAUGCUUGAAGAAGUAUCUCUCCUUCUUCCACCAGCUGGUCCUGCCCUUUCCCUCUUCUUCUCAUAGGUUGUGAACCAAAACAAACAGCAAAGAUGUCGGACAAAAAGAUGUCAUCCAGCCGUAAGCACCAUCUGAAGAGCUUGGUGCUGUCGGUGGCUGCAGGGCUCCUGGAGGCAGAGGCCAAGCAGCUCGUUGUGGAUAGAGCUAACCACAUGGCUGAGGCGGUUCCCGCUCUGGCAAUCCCCUCAGGCCAAGCAGAGAUCAUGGAGUACUGCAAAAAACUGGGUCAGUUGAGUGAGAAGAGUGAUGAGGAGAGGUAUGAUGCAGAGGCCAAAGUACUGAAGGCACAAAAAGAGAUUGAGGAUCUGAAGUUCAAAGUGAUGGAACUGCAGCCAGUGAAGAAACCAGCUCUGAAGAAGGUCCGUUUGUCCGCUGACGCCAUGCUCCAGGCUCUGCUGGGCUCCAAGCACAAGGUGACCAUGGAUCUGAGGUCCAACCUCAAACAAGUGAAGAAGGAGGUCAAGCCAGAGACCACAGAACAAGUUGGUGACUGGCGUAAGAACAUUGACGAUAAGGCUGACAGGAAGAAGAUGUUUGAGACAUCCUAAACACUACAGCACAGCUCUCUACACCCCCACCACCUUUCUGUGUAAAUAAAUCAUGACAGUUUUCCCGCCA